AAAUUAGAAAAGGAAGCAUACCGUCUUGCAAAAAUGGCAACUUCUGGGAUAUUUCUUGACCCGUCUCAAAAUCCGAUGUACGUCCUCAAGGAAAUGAAAUCUAUCCGGGAGAAGUUCUUCUCCAUCCAGAUCCAGCUCCAGGAGGCGAGCACAUGGCGGACGGCGAUCUGCGGCGAGCCGUAUAACCUCAAGUUCCUCAACGAGAUGACUGUGCGCAUGGACGUGCGGCAGGAGCUGUGGAAGUACGUCGACGUCACCACGCAUGCAAUCAAGGACUGGAAACAAAUGCUCUUCAGAAAGAUAAACACACGCAAGGCUCUGGAGAAGAUCAUGGAGUGGCAGGCUGCGGCAGCCCAGUUAAAGCCGCAUCUGCCGUACGCGGACCCCGUCCUCACCACGUGGGUGAUCGCCAUGCAGGAGUUCAAGAGUGAGCUGCCUCUCCUACACAAACUGACACACGACGCCAUCAAG
Molecule: messenger RNA, 471 nt
Organism: Gigantopelta aegis
Lineage: Eukaryota; Metazoa; Mollusca; Gastropoda; Neomphalida; Peltospiridae
Exons: 3
Biological process (GO): microtubule-based movement
Cellular component (GO): dynein complex
Molecular function (GO): dynein light intermediate chain binding; dynein intermediate chain binding; minus-end-directed microtubule motor activity
Source: RefSeq, a predicted model, not a curated record